This is a messenger RNA of Eutrema salsugineum, 1232 nucleotides long. RefSeq names its product non-functional pseudokinase ZED1. Gene Ontology annotation, molecular function: protein serine/threonine kinase activity; ATP binding. The transcript has a single exon. Bases 112 to 1107 code for a protein of 331 amino acids. The record is from RefSeq and is a predicted model, not a curated record. Lineage: Eukaryota; Viridiplantae; Streptophyta; Magnoliopsida; Brassicales; Brassicaceae. Gene Ontology annotation, cellular component: plasma membrane. Gene Ontology annotation, biological process: cell surface receptor signaling pathway; protein phosphorylation.
CAUGUUUGAUAAAGAAUCUUCGUUUUUUACAUAAAAAAAAAUGAAAUUGUAAGAAUCGUCUUCUUUCUCAACGUCAACGGUAGAAAUUAGCGAUCGAAGCAACAUUCGGCGAUGGAAUUCUGGAGAAGGAAGAAGGAGAAGCGCAAGGCCAGAGAAUGUUUCCUCAAAAAUGGAAGCAUAUUUCUUCAGAAACUCAUCGCCGACUGUAACGGCAUAUCAAACCCUAUCCGAAUGUUCUCUUCCGAUCAAAUCAAGUCCACAGAUUAUUUCCAUGACAUCAAUCCCAAUUUCUUCCCCGGCGUAAUCGAAGGCAGAUCAUACGCGAUCAAGCAACUUAUACACUACAAAGAUAAGUGGGAACCAGAGGGUUACAACGAUAUAGUCAUAUCUGCUCGGGUAAGCAAUCAUAGUGGUUUCCUCAAACUCACAGGAUGCUGUCUCGAAUUUCCUUAUCCAGUCAUGGUGUUUGAGAAGCCAGAAAACGGAGAAUUGAACGAGCGAGGAAGUUUUGGUUACAAAGACGCACCUUUGUUGCCUUGGAAUGUUCGAUUGAAAAUUGCCAAGGAAGUUGCGAUCGCUAUCAGUUAUCUUCACACGGCUUUUCCUAGGAUCAUUGUACACAGACAUAUCAAUCCAACAAGUGUUAUGUUGGAUAAGAAUUGGACGGCUAAGCUGACUGAUUUCUCUCGUUCUAUUACUCUCCCUAAAGGUAAGACUUGGAUCCAAGAUUUGGGAGAUUUGGGAGCUCCGGGAUAUUUGGGAUACGGAGAUCCGCUUUAUUUCUUGACGAAGAUAGUGACAGAAUACACAGAUGUGUACAGCUUUGGAAUCUUUAUGUUGGUUCUUCUUACGGGAAUACCUGCAUUUUUGCAUUUAAUACAUGGCGGGUUGGGUUCUACAGGUAGGAUUCUUGAUUAUGUCAAGGAUCUGCAGAAGAGAGGAGAAACUGUUGAAUUCGGAGGUGAGUCCAAUGACAUGAGGCCUGGUCAGAUGAAAAUGUUUCUUGACCUAGCACUGAGAUGCUGCGAGUAUAGGGAUGAAGACAGGCCAAAGAUGAUCUUGGUGGCAAAAGAGCUCAAGCGAAUUGAAAAAUCACUCGAUUGUUAAACCCUCCUGAGAUGCUGCAAAUUUGGAUCUGAGGAUGGUUGAAUUUUAAGAUUUGAGAUCAUGCUCAUACUAGUGUUGUGUAAUGUGUAUUGCUGGAUUUCUUACCUUUAAUAAAUAUAUCUGUU